AUGCCUUCUAGCAACUCAAGAGUAACACGUUCGACUCAAGCCAACACCACCAAACGCCAGACAUCAUCAACUAGAGCGCUGCCUGCUGCUAAACGACCUCGUCGUCAGUUGGUUGUUCCCCCGGUUGCGAAUGCCCUUGAUGCCCAACCAAAUCACCUUCCAACCCCAUCUGCAACCCAGCACAACGCUAUCAAUGAAGUGGACUUAUCAGAAAUCAUGUUACAAAAUUAUCAUCAGUACAAGAAAUAUUGGCCUUUAGCUCGUAUUCAAGAUCAAUUAGCUCGCCAACGCUCAUCUAAUCAUCAAUUAAGCGCUGAGGUCAUUGUAGAAGGACAGGCUGUACUUGAGGCCCUGGACCACACUCUCCAUAUGAUUGCGAUGAUCUCUGGUGUUGGCAUCAUCAAAUUGAACGGUUUAUUGGGUGGAACCCAUGGAGAGAAUCCUUGGCAUCGCUGGUUGAGCUUUGCUAUUGCAGCCAACAAAAACCCAAUGCCUCAACGAGGAGACCCCAAUGCUGCCGCGGUCUUGGCCUUUCGGAACAAGUCCAAUUCUGAUUCUUAUCAAGCUCUCGACGAUGACAAGUAUGCGGUGUUUACGUCUUGUGUGUUCUACGCACUUGGAGGUUAUCCAGAUUACUCAUCAAUCACCAUCAAUGAAGACAUUAAUGUCUUUGGUGAUAGUAGCAUUCUGGUGCCGGAGGUUCCAAAGCUCAGUCCAGAGGAUGAGAAUCUCUACCGACCGAUCUAUGAACGGCUUGUCGACGAGAAAAAGGUCAAGAAAGAUCGGGAGCUCAAUACACCCGGCACUUCGGUUCAGAAUGAAGAGAAGCGAUCUCUUCAGUGUAUGAAGAAGAUAGCCCAACAAGUAUGUCUCUUUGGGAUUAUCCUCGUGUUCAUUUGCUUGCACGCGACCACCAACUAG
Melampsora larici-populina 98AG31 is the source of this 921-nucleotide messenger RNA. RefSeq lists its product as uncharacterized. The record is from RefSeq and is a predicted model, not a curated record. The coding region runs from base 1 to 921 and encodes 306 amino acids. Lineage: Eukaryota; Fungi; Basidiomycota; Pucciniomycetes; Pucciniales; Melampsoraceae. The transcript has 4 exons.